AUGGACAUUCCAUGGGGGUUUGAGAUAUUUCUCCUCCUUCUCAUGGUAGGUGCUUCUAUUGGUCUGUACCUCACGCGACGCAUGUGGCUUCCCAUUGUCCAGCACCCCUCAGAGAUUUACACACGACUGGGGUGGAGUGAAGGAAGCUCAUUCAGAGAUGAUCUCGAGUCGGGACUCACGUCGGACUAUUUCGAUCUCAACGAAAACAUUUCUGCGGGAGAUUCGAGAGCUGGUUUGGACCAGGUGUCCAAGAAGGCCAUCCAGAAGAUCAUGAAGAGAAACCCCGGCAUGACUUUUGACGAGGCCCGAGCCAAAUAUACAAAAGAGCGGUUUCGAGAUAACGGCAUUGGAGCCGAUGGUCGGCCCACCGACCCCAAGGCUGUCUUCUUCUCAUAG
Molecule: messenger RNA, 396 nt
Organism: Yarrowia lipolytica CLIB122
Lineage: Eukaryota; Fungi; Ascomycota; Dipodascomycetes; Dipodascales
Source: RefSeq, a predicted model, not a curated record